AUGGUUAAAAACAAAAAAAUUAUUGAUGAGUUACAAUUAUUUAAUAAAGCAAUUGAAGAUUACGAAAAAGAAAAUUAUAUGACUUCGUAUAUUGCCAGCAAUUAUUACUCAACCCUAUCAAAUGAUGCAAAAUUUUGGUUAGCAAAGCAUCUAGAAUUUGGUUAUGGUGCUAGUAAAAAUGAAAAGAAAGUCUUCGAAUACUAUUCACAAGUUUAUGAUAGUAAAUCAAUUUAUAGAGAAAAAGCCAGAAAUCGUUUAAUAUACUGUUAUUAUUAUAGUAUUGGUACUGAUAAAGAUGAAAGUAAAGUUCGUCAACUUUAUAUUUUAAAACUAUUAAGAAAUUAG
This is a messenger RNA of Dentiscutata erythropus, 345 nucleotides long. The record is from the annotation of a GenBank genome assembly. Lineage: Eukaryota; Fungi; Glomeromycota; Glomeromycetes; Diversisporales; Gigasporaceae.